AAUUUCAGGUUUUGAAUGUUGGGAUUUUAUCAUUUCCUGAUGAGCGAUUAGCUUGCGACAUCGAAAACUUGAUGAAAUUAUAAAAAAUUAGGCUUCGUUGUUUGGAAUUAUUUCAAUUUUCGAUUCAAAUAAUGUUGGUCCUUGUUAUCGGUGACUUUCAUAUACCACAUCGAAGUCAUAAUAUACCAGCAAAAUUUCGUAAAUUAUUGGUACCAAACAAAAUGCAACAUGUUUUAUGUACUGGUAAUUUGUGCACACGUGAAACGUUCGAUUACCUGAAAUCUUUGGCAUCUGAUGUACAUGUAGUUCGUGGUGAUUUCGACGAUGUUAUAACGAAUUACCCAGAUACUAAAGUUAUUUCAGUUGGGCAGUUCCGAAUUGGCUUAUGUCACGGUCAUCAAAUUGUACCCUGGGGUGACAAAAAGAGGCUAGAAAUGUUAGCACGGCAAAUGGAUGUGGAUGUUUUGAUAACUGGACAUAUACAUGAGUGUCAAACAUUUCAACAUGAGGGACGCUUUUACGUAAAUCCUGGCUCUGCAACCGGAGCUUUCUCACCCAUACAAAGGGAUGUCAUACCGUCAUUUGCAUUACUGGACGUGCAAAUAGGAACACUGAUUACAUAUCUCUAUCGAUUAAUUGAUGAUCAGGUAAAAGUGGAACGUGUUCAGUUUUCCAAAUCUACAACUGGUUGAAUAACUUAUUUACAUCUGGACGGUACAGUGAUCGUUUUUUAUUUACGCUGUUUUCUUCUAUAAUUUCUGGUGCUGAAUACUGAACGCAUCAUGAAGUCAUAUGGUUUAAACGAAUUCUCUAUGCUUCAUAAUGGUUUUUUAAUUUUCAAUAUGUUUUCCUUCCGGAUCACCGUUUUAUUUAAAUCAAAUAUUGAACUAAAUCGAACGAAGGGGAAAAAGUGAAUAAAAGUAACCG
Messenger RNA from Loa loa (African eye worm), 927 nucleotides. RefSeq lists its product as hypothetical. NCBI's taxonomy places the organism in Eukaryota, Metazoa, Nematoda, Chromadorea, Rhabditida, Onchocercidae. The coding region runs from base 132 to 692 and encodes 186 amino acids. Gene Ontology annotation, cellular component: endosome; retromer complex. The record is from RefSeq and is a predicted model, not a curated record. The transcript has 5 exons. Gene Ontology annotation, biological process: retrograde transport, endosome to Golgi; intracellular protein transport.